Vollenhovia emeryi is the source of this 4511-nucleotide messenger RNA. RefSeq names its product DNA topoisomerase 2-binding protein 1 (gene mus101). Gene Ontology annotation, biological process: mitotic DNA replication checkpoint signaling; DNA replication initiation; mitotic G2 DNA damage checkpoint signaling. The coding region runs from base 265 to 4143 and encodes 1292 amino acids. Lineage: Eukaryota; Metazoa; Arthropoda; Insecta; Hymenoptera; Formicidae. The record is from RefSeq and is a predicted model, not a curated record. The transcript has 26 exons.
UCCAGUUGGUAGGCUGGAUUUUCAUUCGUCCCGCCAAUGGCGCCAAUACGUCGGUCCCGCUCUCAUCUGUUUCACCGAUCACCGCGCACGAGACGCACGUCGGACGUGUAUACAGAGAGGUAUUUUCCGGCAUUUUCCGAGCUCCACGACGAAUUUCGCAGGUUUCCCAUUACGUCAGAGAUGCCACGGCUCGCCGUUCCGCAACGUGUUAGCCCGCGCGCUCGUCAGUAAAACCUCGCGGCGCAAUUUUCAGUACGGAGCAGGAUGGAUACCCAGGAGAGUCAGCUCGAGUGCGACGUAAACGUUCACUUUGUCGUGCCGAGCCACCUUCGAUCCGAGGAUGACUGCAGCGAGAAAAUGUGGCAGGCAUUUAACAAAUGCAGCGAGCUCAACCUGUGUCCAGAAUGGGUCAGCAAAGAAUUGUGCGAUGCGAUGGAGCCAUCAAAGAAGGAUGUGUUUGUCAUAGAAGAAUUCAGAGGCGAUUUGUUCGACAGGCUGAGAACCUUCAAGUGCUCCAGAAUAGUAUCACCAAAGUGCCUGCUUAUUUGUUUCACAAAUGGAGAGCCUAUACCAGAAGGGACGAGUCCAAUAUACACGACAUCCAUGAGAGGAAUGUGCGUUACUGCAUCGGGUUUCAGUCUACAAAUUAAGGAUUGGAUACAACGACAAGUCGAAUAUAUGGGAGGCAUUUUUACAAAGCAACUCAGAGGGUCUGUCACACAUUUAGUAACUGAUUCUGUCAUGUCGGCAAAGUAUGAGCAUGCUGUAGAAAUGAAGAUACCAAUUAUGACAAAGGAAUGGAUAGAAGCUGUCUGGGAAAUAAAUCUGAAGGAGAUAAUUAAGGCAGAUGACAAGAUUUUUGACAAAUACAAAUGUCCAGUUUUUAUGAAUUUAGUAGUUACUUCAACAAAUCUCCACAAACGUGAGAAAGAGGAAAUUAAACGUUCGAUACAUGGCCAUGGAGGAACAUUUAUGGGCCCUCUUGAUGGAACGAAGGUUAGAAUGGUUCUAGCUUCCAAAACUGGUCCGAUGAGCGACAAGCUAAAGUACGCCAUGGAAAACAACAUUCCCUGUUUGAGGACUGAGUGGGUGUACGAAAGUAUCAAAUUAGGAUACGCUCUACCUUUCUGCAACUUUAUUAUUAAAUCUGUGAAAAUGUGCUCGACACCGGAAAGAUCAAAUAACCAAGAAUUGCCCAAUUGGGGUUCUGAUAUUAGCUCUAUAGCACAUGAUAAGCCUCGCAGCAAUUACGUGAAUGAGACUUUUAGUUCGACGGUAUCAAAUGUUUCCAGCGUAAGUGCGGUAACUGGUAAACUCUCUAGUGCCGCUAAGUUAAACGUAUUGGACCGACUUACCUUCGAUGAAGCAAAAUCAGCUGGACCGUUUCUGGAUGGAUGUAAUAUUUACCUCACUGGAUUUGCGCCGAACGUCAGAGAUAAACUGAGUAGAAUAUUAAACGUCGGCGGUGCGACGCGUUUCGAUGAUAUAUCGGACGCUGUAACACACGUCAUCGUUGGCGACGGGGCUAAAGCAUCUGCGGAACUGAAAAUGAUAAAAUCGAGUGGCUCAUGUCCAUAUAUAUUGAACGUAGAAUGGUUGGAGCAGAGUAUGAAACUGAAACGGCCGGCAUCGGAAGAAUGCUAUUUGUUUGAAACAAAAGAUGGAGCAUCUAAGACAACUAUUGAGACACCAGCUUCACCGCUGAGUAAGAAGAACUUACAAAUGUUGCAACAACCAACGAGACUUCCUGUGCCAUCUUUCAAAAUAAUUGCACCCGUGAACGAAAAUGAACAACCGGAUCUUGUGCAGCAAUAUUUGCAAGAGAAUAACGAUCGUAAUAAUGUCACGCAAGAAUUCACGAAACCUCGUGCACUUGUUUCGAAAGAUAAAAACAAAGGGAGUUUGAGUAACACGACGAGUUUGCGCACCAGUGAGCUUUCUUCAUCGGAGGUUACACUAAUCAAAAAUGUAGAAAAUGAUAAUACCGUGUCGCUCAGCCAAAGUUGCGCGGUAAACGAAAAGUUGCUCAAAGGGUUAACAUUCGUCGUGGCUGGGUUUAACGAGAGUGAAGAUAAUCAUAUAGAGGAGACAAUUGCAAUGUUGGGUGGACGCCUAAUCCAGAGAACCUACAGCGGUGUCUCGAAUUAUGGCGUCGUGCCUAUACAUGGAGCAUCCUUAAAACAAAUGGUCCACGAAAUUGUGACCGAUCUAUUUAUUGAAGAUUGCAUAAAUCAGGAAAAAGUCGUAGAUAUCAUGUAUUACCACAAGCCACUAUCUAUUAGAAAACCUUGUACUCCAUUAUCAGGAUGUGUUAUAACGAUGAGCAUGUAUACCGGAGCUGAACGAAUAUAUCUUUCGACGUUGGCUGCAACACUUGGCGCUAUAUGUCAAGAUAUGUUUGCGCGAAAAGCUAACGCAGAGAAGAAUACACAUGCCAGUACACAUCUGAUUUGCCCGACCCCAGAAGGAAACAAAUACAACGCGGCUGUGAGAUGGAAAUUGCCGGCUGUCACUGCUGAGUGGCUGAAGACUUGUGCGGAUGAAUUAACGCUCGUAGAUGAGACUCCAUUUCUCGUUGGGGAAACAAUAGCAUUAGAUAGAUCAAGUAUCAGUGAAACAAAUCCUUCAAGCGUUCGCGAAAAUAGAACAGUACAGAAAGCGCAGGAAAUCUCAACAAGAAAUAUCAUUACACCGAAACGUCACUUGUCUCAGGUCAAGGAUGUGCCUUCUGCUGAAACUCCAUUAAUAAACAAAAGACUUAGUCUUGUAAUGAAUCAGACUCCGCCGUCGCCAUUUCACGUGUCUACUCCAGACACUCCGUACGGACAGGUCUUCCAACCUAAUCCUUCGCCGGACACGCGAAAAGAAUGGCUCAAAUGGGUCAACAAUUUUCCAGAUUUGCACAUAGCAGAACCCCCAGUAAAACGACGCAAUCCUAGCACUCCGCUUUCAGAUUUAAAGAGACAAUUAUGGGAGAAACUGAUGAACGCAGAUCAAUCUGAAAAGGUACAUAAAUCAGAUAAAACGCCGCGACACGAGGUUGAUAAUUUUACGGAAAAAACUGAGGAGGUCGACAAUCGAUCUAACAAGACCAAUCUAUCAACUUCACCCAUUAACCGAAAGCUGGACUUUGAUGAAAAAAAUAACUCUAUACCAAAUAAUGAGAUAAACAUGCAAAUCGCGCAAUUGGAUCAAGUGCUUCAACGAACGUCGAGUACACCUGAAAAUAGAUAUUCGUUGUCCGGGGAAAAUGCGAAGAAGUACAACGAAACUUCUGAUCAUAUACAAAAGUGUAUAGUAAAAGACUCGCAACCUAUCGACGCUAUUGUAUGGGAAGAUCCGGAUCACCCCAAGCGAUCAAUUAUAGGUAAACAGUCAAGUAAGGAUAGCAAUGUGAUUCACGAAGAACAUAUUGAGGAUGACGUCACAGAACAUGAAGAAUGUGAACCACUCUCAAUACGAAAAUUUAUGUUGUCGGGUAUAAAGAACAACAAAAACGAAUGCGAAUCUAUGAUAAAGGAUCUGGGCGGAGAUGUAUCGACGAACGCAAAUUUCGACAACAGUGCCACGCAUCUCCUGUGCAUCAAGCUUUCCAAAAACGAAAAAGUGCUCGGCAGUAUAGCCGCAGGAAAAUGGGUCUUACAUUGCUCAUAUCUACAUAGUUCACAUCAAAAUGACAGAUUUCUUGAUGAGGAAGAAUAUGAAUGGGGCAAUCCAAAAAGCAAAAACACGAUUCCGAAAUCAAGCGGUGAGAUCGAGAAUGCAAUCGCAGCCGCGGCUCACAGGUGGCGGCUGAAAUUGCAGAAAAAUCCAAUUGGCCCGUUUUCCAACAUAGUGGCUCUGCUGAUGGUCUCCGAGGAGAAGUACGACCAGGUUAAGAGAUUACUUGAAGCCGGUGGCGGCUCAGUCGUGCAAGCAAGACCACCCUACGAUGUAAGUCCGUCUGGACGUAAAAUCACGCACUGCUUUGUCAAUGUGAAACAAAUAAACCAGCCUGUAGACUGGGCCAUGCUGGCUAGUAAGGGCAUCCUUUGCUUUCCGCCGCAAUAUCUCAGCGAUUAUCUGACGACAGUGAAACCGCUCAAUCCGCGAGAUUGCGUACUCCCAGAAUUUAAGAAAUACCUGACGCUACUCCCCAAGUAGCCAGGUUGGAAUUGUGCUUAAAUUUACAAAUGAAGUAUCAACGAUUUGGUAAAAUAUACGAAAUACAAUAGUGUAUAUAGCAAAUUCAUAACCACAGUGUCGAAGAACUGAAAUUUAUUUAAGAUACUGUUAUUUCCCUUUUAUAGAAAAUAAUUAAGUGAUUGAUAAGUUUGUUUAUUCGUCGUGUCACUUUCAAUUAUGCAUAAUUAUUUUACAAAGAUGUUACAAAAUCUUUAUUUUUUAGGAUAUACCGUAUUUGCAGAUAUUUGAUACACAAGAAUACAAUUGUACAAUAUUAAUGAAAUAUUAAUAUAAUUAUAUUACAAAUUGUGUUGUAGAAAGGAAUAAAAACUUAUAAUUACAGCAAA